AUGACUACAGUCCAUGCCAUCACUGCCACUCAGAAGACUGUGGAUAGACCCUCUGGAAAGCUAUGGUGUGAUGGCUAUGGGGCAGCCCAGAACAUAAUCCCUGCAUCCACUGGUGCUGCCAAGGUUGUGGGCAAGGUCAUCCCAGAGCUGAAUGGGAAGCUCACUGGCAUGGCCUUCCGUGUUUCUACCCCCAAUGUAUCCAUUGUGGAUCUGACAUGCCGCCUGGAGAAACCUGCCAAGUAUCAUGACAUCAAGAAGGUGGUGAAGCAGGCAUCCGAGGGCCCACUAAAGGGCAUCCUGGGCUACACUGAGGACCAGGUUGUCUCCUGCAACUUCAACAGCAACUCCCACUCUUCCACCUUUGAUGCUGGGGCUGGCAUUGCUCUCAAAUGA
Messenger RNA from Rattus norvegicus (Norway rat), 393 nucleotides. NCBI's taxonomy places the organism in Eukaryota, Metazoa, Chordata, Mammalia, Rodentia, Muridae. The record is from RefSeq and is a predicted model, not a curated record.